Molecule: messenger RNA, 5671 nt
Organism: Anneissia japonica
Lineage: Eukaryota; Metazoa; Echinodermata; Crinoidea; Comatulida; Comatulidae
Product: cyclic GMP-AMP synthase-like
Exons: 3
Coding region: 194-1408 (404 amino acids)
Source: RefSeq, a predicted model, not a curated record
ACAUCUGUUGGAAAUUGCUUUUGCUGUUGAUGAUUCAAAGACGAGCCCAAUAUAUCUGUGUGGAGAUUGCCUACCAACCCCACGGAGUUGUGUUAAUUUUUGUCCAGUGAAUUUUUUUUUCUCAAAACUAAAAACAACUUCCCAGUUAUUUUUAUUUUAAGUUUAUAUUUUUUUUUUAAAGGAAAAUCACAUCAUGACUGAUUUAUCAAACACCACUUGGAAUAGAAUCUACAAAUUUGUAACGUGGUUGCUUCGAAAGAAUAUAAGAAAUCCUGAUACAGCAGAAGAAGAUGACAUUGGUCCAAUUGAGCCUGCGAUCUACGGUGAAAGUUUAAUUCCACAACGGAAAUCCCAACCACUGUUGAUGGAGCUGAGAAGGUACUACCGUGAUUAUGUAGCCAUCCCAGUUGACAAGCGAUAUAGGGCUUUUGAGGUCGUAGAAGAUAUUAAAAACUCUCUCCAGAAGUUCGUACAAGAUGAAAGCAAGACAAAUUACACUUUUGGCGACAUUAUGCCGCAAGGCAGUAGUUAUGAAGGACUAAAAGUUGUUGAACCAAAUGAAUUUGACCUAUUACUGCCACUGAUAUUAAAAGAUAGUGAAUGGAGAAGCACAGAAGCUGCAGGAAGUGAAUAUCAUGCACCCGGAUAUGUUUUCAUUAGGAAAUGUAUUUCCAAUACUAAGACCCCCUAUGAUGACGCCAUUGACAAUGAUGUCUACUUGAGUCCUAUAGAGAUCAAACGAAAGAUGCAGUCGAUUGUUCAAAGAGCAGUAAAAAAGUUGGAUUUCCCAAACGUCCAACGUGUCACUCUACGAGAAAGUGGCCCAGCGCUGACACUUGAAGUGAUAUAUGAUGACGACGAUUAUGGCUCUCGAAAAAUGUUCAUAGAUAUUGUUCCAUCUAUGAACAUCAGGAACAAAUUAUUUGUUGCAAAGAGACAUCCUGAAAGUGACCAGUACCAGAACAGAACUUAUCACAACAUUUUCAACAACCUCUGGCGUGUGAGUUUUUCAGAAAAAGAAAAAGAGAUUAUCAGAGAGAUGGAUGGGGAGAGAGAAUGUCGUCGGACUUGUUUAAAGAUCCUCAAGACAAUUCAAUUGAAGAAGGGGUCCUCUCAACUUGGAAUGCUCUCGUCGUAUCACCUUAAAACAUGUAUGCUGCAUCUCAACGCCGAUAAAAGCAUUGGGUCCUGGCACCAGGACAACCUCGACGAUCGUUUCAAGGAUCUUCUAAUGAAACUGAUUCAGUUCCUAAAAGAAGAAAAAAUGCCAAGCUUCUCUGAUCGUAACAUAGAUCUGUUCUCAACUUACAAUACAAUUCAGUUACAGAACAUCAGAGAUUGGCUAGAAAGAAAAGUUAGGUCAGAUGAUAAAAUUAUUCAUGGGAUGUUGCAAUUGGGAAAUAAUUAAUGUUUAUUUAAACAAUGUUCCAUGUACCACCUAUAACAUUUUUAGAAAUGAGUCAGUCAUACUGGUUUCUGGUUAAACACAUUAUAUUCAUUUAAAUGAAAUAAUAUGGGGUUUUUUUUUACGAGAAUUCUUUGGUAAAGGAUAAUUUUUUGGAACCCUAAUUAAAAAAAAAAAACCAACCAUAAAAAGUAUAAUAUUGUAUAUAGAAUCAUAUUUUAUUAGAUUAGAGUUUUAAAUGAAUUUAUGUUAUACUCCAAUCAUGCUACUGUCAAUAUAAUUUUAACGGGGUUCAUGGACUGAAACCCGUCCACACAUGCAUAUUUUAUCUAUUAUAGUUACCAUUAAAAAUAUUUCAGAAGUACCGAUAUCUAUAUGUAUCGUAAUAUUAUCAUUAUUUACAGUUUAUUUUACCUAUAAAAGUAUACAGUGUUUGUCUUAUGCACCAGUAUUUUCCUAAAUUUUCUUAAAGCAGAAGUAAUUAUUUUAAUUUCAUCUGUAUAUUUAUGAUAAUUUAUAAUUUCAUGUGUGGAAAAUUAAUAUUACAGAACAACCUAUAUUUCUUUACACAAGUACCGUAGUCCUACGGGGAAGGAAAUGGAGGGGAAAAUGCCCCGCCCCACCUUCUAAAUAAAUGUUUUGAACGUUUCUAUGUGGACGUGUUCCUGUUUUUCGAACGUCGAGGGGUUGGAAUGCGUUAUUAACCCAUAGCCUCCAUUAUAUCCAUUGGAAUAUUUCCCGUUUCUGUAAACUAACGAAUGCCCUACCAUACUAUUGACACGGCGGUCUACUACUACAAACCUACUACUGUACAACAUACAAAUUGUACCAGUCUAUUGGCACUGCUGGAAACUCGACAACAGAAUCUUCGAUACGAUUAAAGCCACAGUACAUGGAACUUAAAAACACACGAAUCAAAAUAUACCAGUGGGCUUUCUAUUCCGAUUGAUCAUAUCAAGACACUUGAAUUAAUUUCUGAGAAAGAAAAACAACAUAAUGCCUGAAGAAUUUUUGUCCUUAAUUUGGAUUGGAUUCUUGGCCUGGAUCAUCUACAGAUCUUUCAAAUGGUUGUGUUCGAAUAAACGAAAUCCAGAUAAGGCAGAAGAAGAUGACAUCGGUCCAAUUGCACCAGAGAUCCGCCUUGAAAGUUUUAUUCAACGACGAGGACCACUGUUGAUGGAGCUGCGAAGGUACUACCAUAACCAUGCAGCCAUCCCAGUUCACAGGCGAAAGGCAGCUAUUGAGGUCGUUGAGGCUAUUAAAUGCUUUCUCCAGAGGUUUGUAAAAAAUGAUUGGACCACAAAUUACACCUUUGGCAACAUUAUGGCACAAGGGAGUGGUUACGAAGGACUACAAGUUAUUGAACCAGAUGAGUUUGACCUCUUACUACCACUGAUGUUAAAAAAUAGUAAUUGGAAAUAUAGUAAAUAUCAAUCAUCCGGAUAUGUUUUCAUCACCAAAAUACAAGGUUAUGUAUUUAAUACUAAAACCCCAUAUGAUAACGCCAUUUUCAAUGAUGUCUACUUGAGUCCUAUUGCGAUAAAACGAAAGAUGCAGUCAAUAGUAAAAAGAGCAGUAGAUAAUAUGGUUUUCCCAAACGUCCAACGUGUCACUCUACGAGAAAGUGGCCCAGCGCUGACACUAGAAGUGCUGUAUGAUGGCUCACGACGAAUGAGCAUCGAUGUUGUUCCAUCUAUUAAGAUCGGGAACAAAUUGGUUGUUGCAAAGCGGCAUCCUGAUAGUGAUCAGUAUCAGAGCAGAACUGACCACAACAUGCUCAAUAACCUCUGGCGGGUGAGUUUUUCAGAAAACGAAAAAGUUAUUAUCAGAGAAAUGGAUGGUAAUAACGAAUGUCGUCGGACUUGUUUAAAGAUCCUCAAGACGAUUCAAUUGAGGAAGGGGUCCUCUCAACUUGGAAUGCUCUCGUCGUAUCACCUUAAGACAUGUAUGCUGCAUCUCAACGCCGAUAAAAACAUUGGGUCGUGGCACCAGGACAACCUCGACGAUCGUUUCAAGGAUCUUCUGAUGAAACUGAUUCAGUUCCUAAGAGAAGAAGAAAUGCUAAGCUUCUUUGAUUGUAACAUAGAUCUGUUCUCAACUUACAAUACAAUUCAAUUACAGAACAUCAGAGAUUGGCUAGAAAGAAAAGUUAGGUCAGAUGAUAAAAUUAUUCAUGAAAUGUUGUUCUAAAGAAGAGCUUUAUUUGCACACGUAAUUCCUCAAAUCUACAAGACAAAUUCAUCAGCGCCAUUUUUAUCACUGAUUUGUAGUUAUAUAAAAAUGUAGAUUAACAUUCCGAAAUUUUGCAAUUGGUAAAUAAUUAAUGUUUAUUUCAACAAUGUUCCAUGUACCACCUAUAACAUUUUUAGAAAUGAGUCAGUCAUUCUGGUUUCUGGCUAAACACAUUAUAUUCAUUUAAAUGAAAUAAAAUGUUGUUUUGUUUACGGUAAUUCUUUGGUGAAGGAUAAUUAUUUGGAACCCUAAUUUAAACGCGAGCAUCAAUGAUGCAAUAGCCCACUUGACAAUAGCUGGCAAUGUUAGUGAGUGGAGGUUGUGUGGAGUGUUGUUACAUGUAUUGAGCAUAAAAAAAACGUUUAAAGUUAUAGUAGUUGUAUGCAUCAUCACAGACCUUUUUUGUUAAGUUCACAUAACAGUUAGAAAAGGUGUGACAACCUCGACGAUCGUUUCAAGGAUCUUCUAAUGAAACUGAUUCAGUUCCUAAAUGAUGGAAAAAUGUCAAGCUUCUUUGAUCCUAACAUAGAUCUGUUGUCAACUUACAAUACAAUUCAAUUACAGAAUAUCAGAGGUUGGCUGGAAAGAAUAAUUAAGUCAGAUGAUAAAAUUAUUAAUGAAAUGUUGUAUUAAAGGUGAGUAUUAUUUACACAUGUAUUGUCUUAGUAUCUACAAGACAAGACAACAUUUACAUCACUGAUUCCAAAAUUUGUAAAUCGUAUAUAAUUCAUGUUUAUUUCAACAAUGUUCUUUGUUUCAUUCUGGUUUCUUUUUAAAUACGUUAUUAAAGGAAGUAAAAUGUUUUGUUAAGGUUCUUCUUUGGUGAAAAGCUGAUUAUUUGGAAAACUAAUUAUUAAAAAACAAGCCAACAAUAGAAAGCAAAAUAUAUAGAAACAUAGAGUUUAUUGCAUUAAGAACCAUUAACCAUAGUACCAUUUAUAGUAGGUGUAUUAGACGUCAGAUGAGUGUGGGAUAAUGCACACAAAUGCAAGUAAAUAUUAAAGGCAGUUGAUCGAAACAACAGGACACUAAAUCAAAAACUUUUGAUGAAAGGUGGGGGAUAUUUAUUAGAAACAAUGCAUAAAAGACAAUUAUCUUUCAAAAAUAUUUGAAGUUUAAAAAACUGCUUUUCUAAAUUCUAAAUUUUGCUUACGUUUAGAAUAGAUUACGAUGAUACAACACACUGUACAUGCGUACAAUUCCUAUUUUACAUUUGUAGCAGACGAUGGGUGAGAAGGCCUAUAGAGUCUGCAGAGGACGAGUAAUCACAGUAAAUCAUUGUACUGAGCCGUUUGCUGAAGACCCCAGUUUAAACCGGGCCAACAGCAUCGGGUUUAAAUUGGUGUUGGAUCGCUCGGCUCCUUGAAUAACCCUCAAUAUGAGCAUUGUAUCUGUUAUUUAGUGACACUACGCAAUGGCUUCCGAUAUGGGGUUUAAGGACCCAGCAAGAAUUCGCAAUUCGUUUUACCAACAAUAGGUCCCUAAUAUGAGCAUGAGUGUACUGCAGAAACUAGGUCAAAAUUACUCUUUCAUUUCAUUUCAUUUAUUUCGUCAAACAGAAAACAAAACAUACAGAAAUAACAAUACCAAAAAUCAGAGACAGGAUAAACAAAAAGCAAACUAGAUUGCUGUAUAAAGUUUCUUCACUGAUGGAUACAUAAAAUAUAUAAAUAAAUCUCUGAUCUCUGGAAGUAAAAACAAAUUAAAAACAGCAAGGCACAGCGCAGAACAGCGCAGCACGCAAGGAACAAUAUACUGUUAUUCUCAUGGAGUUUCUGGGAUACUCCCAGAAACUCCAUGAAAACAACAAUAAAUGAUACCAGCAAACAGCGACAGCAAAAUAAGUAUCAGCGACAGCAGUAGCGCAGAAAAAAGACAGAUUUCAAAUUAUUAAAAAUCAAGAAAGUCAAGAUUGAUCUUAUCGGACAAGGUGCUAUCAACCAUUGGUUAUCUGUCAACACACUGUACUCAGCAUGCGUGUCAAAUAAAAUGAACUGAAUAAACCCACAUUCCAUUUUACAGUAUACUCAAAAA